AUGACUGACAAGCUGCCACCGAAUUUGUUGGCCUUGUUCGCGCCACGGCCUCCCUUGCGAUGGGUAGAGCCUUCGGAUUACGCCCCCGGGAAGCGCAAGACCGCACCCAUUGAUGGUGUCGCCGGUUUCCUGCCUGAGCUUCAGAAGUACAAGGAGACGGAUGUCUACAAUCCCACCGAGAGUUGGCUCGAAGCGAGGGAUAGAAAAAAGUGGGAGAAGAAGGAAGCUGUCGAGAGGCUGCUCAUUGAAGGGCCCAAGAAUUACGCGCCCAACGAGGACCCAAACAUUAGAGGCGAUGCGUUCAAGACUCUCAUUGUUGCGCGGCUCAGCUAUGACGCUGACGAACGGGACUUGGAGAGAGAAUUUGGUCGGUUUGGUCCGAUUGAGCGCAUUCGUAUCAUCACGGAUACCCACGCGCACGAAAAGCCUAACAAGAAGAAAAAGGCCCACCGUGGAUAUGCCUUUGUAGUAUUUGAAAGAGAAAAGGAUAUGAGAGCUGCCUUGGAUUCCUGUGAUGGUAUUCGUAUCAAAGACAGACGCAUCAAAGUAGAUGUCGAAAGAGGCCGAACCGUCAAAGGAUGGAAGCCGCGUAGAUUAGGCGGCGGCCUCGGCGGACGGGGUUACACCAAGGCAGCACCCGCUCGUCCUGGAGGCGGCCCUGGAGGAGGCUUCGGCGGCGGUUUCCGUGGCGGCUUUAAGGGAUUCGAAGGCGGACGCGGCCGAGGUGGCUUCCGUGGCGGGUUCGGUGGCCGUGGCGGAGGAUUCAGGGGCGAUGGACCCCGUGGUGAUAGAAACGGCUUCGGUGCGCCGAGCGGAGCUCCAUCCGGGCCUGGAGGCGACCGCAGAAACGGUGACCGCGGCUUUGGCGGCGGAUUUGAUUCCCGGGGCGGGCGAUCCUUUGACGAUAGACCUGGAGGUGGUUACCGUGAUGGCGGCCGUCGCACCGGCGGCAACAUGGAACCUAUCGGACGCAGAGAGGGUGGGUUUCGGGAUAGAGACCGUGACCGCGACCGCGACCGUGAUCGUGAUCGGGGCGACCGUGAGAGGGACAGAGACCGAGUUGGUCGGGACUACGACAGGCCGCCGCGCGACGAUGAUAACCGCAAACGAGGAUACGAAGGAGGUGGCUAUGAAGAUCCCCGAAAACUGCGACGAUACUAA
This is a messenger RNA of Metarhizium album ARSEF 1941, 1161 nucleotides long. Its product is annotated as U1 small nuclear ribonucleoprotein. Lineage: Eukaryota; Fungi; Ascomycota; Sordariomycetes; Hypocreales; Clavicipitaceae. Bases 1 to 1161 code for a protein of 386 amino acids. Gene Ontology annotation, molecular function: U1 snRNA binding; mRNA binding. Gene Ontology annotation, biological process: mRNA splicing, via spliceosome. The transcript is spliced from 4 exons. The record is from RefSeq and is a predicted model, not a curated record. Gene Ontology annotation, cellular component: U1 snRNP; U2-type prespliceosome; precatalytic spliceosome.